UUAUUAGUCGAAAAAUGAUUAUUUGAGCAAAUUAUGUGCCUAAAUUAAGCAUAAAAAUUGCUAAAUGAAGUAAAAUACAAACAUAAGGCAUUCAGAAGACACAUUCAAAGACAUUGUGAUGAUAUGUAGUAUUCUACACUGGUCCCUAGAUGUCAGUAAUGUUACAUUGAUGAGACAAUAGCCACCAUAGGGAGGACGAAGUGAAAAAACCCCAACAACAACAAGUAGGUCUCCCAAUUCUUUAUGUAUUGUUUUUUUCUAAUUAUGUCUACUAUAUUGGGUAAUAGGAGUGUAAAGGUGACUAUAGGGGUGUUAUUUCAUGUGUAGAGGGCUCUAAUAAUGUUAAAAAUGUAUUUAGAAGGUUGUAAACAGGUUUUCUGUUUCUUAUAUGUCUUAUUUUCACUUAUGACUAUCGGGGUGUUAUUUCAUGUUUAGAGGGCUGGGCUCUUAUAAUGUUAAAAAUGUAUUUAGAAGGUUGUAAAAAGGUUUUCUGUGCUCUAACUAUGAAAAUAUUCCAUUUAUAAGUAAGUAAUCUGCAGGAAUUCACGAUAAACGAGGGAUUAAUGUACUGUUCUUCAAAAAAAAGCAACAAGUGACAAAUAUAGCAAAGGGGCCUAUAGUGACUCUGACGUGAAAGCACCUUAUGGCCCAUACGUUAUGUGUACCUCCCCCAUCUAAAAACACUCACAGGCAGCUCAGUAUUGUUUGUGACAUUAAAAAAAGCGACACAAAGAAGCGACAGACGAAAUUCAUUUGUAAUUCUAAACAUAUUGCAAAUGCGUCAUGGCCAAUUAAGCAUAUUUGACGACCCAGCAGGGCCACGGAUGGAUUUUCCCCCCUGUGGGGAACUCUGACACAAGAAAUCCACACACCACAGUCAGGCGGAUUUCCAUCCCUCUCUUGUCUCCCGCUCUCACACACACCAGCCUCGUCUCAUCAUCGUCAUCAUCUUCCCCAGAGACGGGCGCCGUUUUGUCAUGGCGGCGUGACUUUGGCAUAUGUGCCAGUGUGUGUGUGCGUGUGUGCGUGUGUGUGUGUGUGUGUGAUUGGGUGCUUUUCCUCUCUUGCUCUCUCUCUCUCUCUCUCUCUUUCUCUCUCCUCUCUCUCUCUUUCACUGUGCGAUGCCAUUUCUACAGCAGGAAGCUGAGAGGUUCAAUAGGCUGUCGCUGCUCUACUGGACCAUCAUGGGCCCACACGGCAUCAGCCGAGCCGUCCACAGGCUGGAGUUCUGCGACUGUAAGCGCGGCCUCGGUGUGAAGGUGAUCGGAGGCUACAGGGAAGUGACAGGAGAGGACUUUGGCAUCUACAUAAAGAGAGUCGUAGCGGGAGGACUGGCCGCCCUCGACGGUCGGCUUAAGUCAGGUGACCUGAUUCUGGAUGUCAAUAACAUCAGUCUGAUCGGGGUCACCAAUGAGAGGGCGGUGGAGAUCCUGAGGACGGCGUCCCUGUCCAAUCACAUGUCUCUGCUGGUUGCCAGGGACAACGAGUCCAGGCGGGAGUUUGUGGAGCUGAUGGAGAAGUACGGCUCCAGUCCUUCUGCAUCUUCAGGCCGCAUCUCUCCAACUCCAGCAGGGAAGCCGAUGGACACCGCGGCCUCCUCUUCCUCCUCCUCCAGGUCUGAGAGCCCCCAGCUCCUUAGUCCCAAAGAGGGGGUCACCACCUACAGCCAAGCCCCCUCUUACACGCCCACACUGGCCUUCAGCGACAGCGUCAUCCAGUUGAUAUGCAUCGCUAAGGGAAGCGGACUGGGCCUCAUCAUCAAGGGCGGCGCCAACCGUGCCGAAGGCCCCAUGGUGUUCAUCCAGGAAAUAGUGGCAGGGGGAGACUGCCAGAAGGACGGCAGGCUGCAGGUUGGAGACCAGCUGGUGUCCAUCAACAAGGAGUCUCUCAUUGGAGUGACGUACGAGGAGGCCAGGAGCAUCCUCACACGCACCAGACUCAGACCAGAUCCCACGGUGGAAGUUGCCUUCAUCCGGCGGCGGACUUCCUCCAGCUCCAGCAGCGGACCUCACAGUCCCAUCUCCAUGCAGGGGUCUGCCGGCAGAGGGGGACCCCAGCCGAGGCACUUGGGCCUGGGAGCCGGGCCCCCGCCACCUGUCGUGGUCACCAAGAUCACCUCCAGCCGAAACCCGGCCAGCGAGACGCUCCCGGCGGUCAACGUCAGCCAGGUCCGAGUGUCUCCGGUCAGAACAGAACAGACGUGCAUUUCCUCCGCACCUGGGGCUGAUGGCGCCUGCGGCAAACGUUCCCUCAUCGCCAGCUGUCGUCUCAAAGUGGAGCGACUGGAGCAGGCUCUGGACCUGCUCGGCCUGGAGCCCACAGAAGCUCAGCGGCAGGCGUUCAGGUCCCGACUACAAGCAGACCCGUCCGGGACGGUGGCCUACACAGAUUUUGAGAGGCUCACCCGGGAGGUGUUCAGGCCUCAACUGGAGGAGCUGGCCGCCACCCAGCCGGGGUCAAAGUUCACAUCCGAUGACCUGUUAAGUCUGCUGGACUCGCCCACUCACCAGCCGCAGUCGCAGUCAGACUCAGACGACCUGGAUGAAAUGGAGCGUGUGAGGAAGGAGCACAUCGAUGCUCUGAGGGAGAUCAAGAGGCUGCAGGAACAGCUGCUGGAGUCUCAGAGGGUUCACCUUCAGAUGGAAGAGGAGCUUGUCAAAGUCAAACAGGACGCGAAAGUGGGGGCGGAGGAGUUGUGCGAUCUCAGGGCUCGCAUCCAGCUGGCCGAGGAGGCCCAGAAGCAGGCGCGAGGGAUGGAGAUGGACUACGAGGAGGUCAUCCACCUGCUGGAGGCUGAGAUCGCCGAGCUGAAGACCCAAAGAGCCGCAGAGACGCCUUCAGCCGCCAAGGAGGACGGCGAGCAGCUGAAGAAGAAAGUGGCCGUGCUGGAAUGUCAACUCAGAAAGAGCGACGCCGCCAGAAAAGCUUUUGAGGUGUCGGCGGAAAAGCUUCUGACUUUUGUAGAGAAUGUUCAAGAAUUCCUGCUGGAAGGACUUGGACCCACAAAGAGUUUCAGCUGUGGCGACGUCAAAGCGGGACCUCAAGGGCGGCACAAGAAGAACACCUGGACGGCAUCCUCGCUGCUCCAGGAGGCCAAGGAGCUGAGCAGAAGUGUGCGGGCCGUCAUGGAGGUGGAAAGUCUUCCUUACGGCUGGGAGGAGGCCUACACGGCAGACGGGGUCAAGUACUUCAUCAAUCACGUGACCCAGACGACCUCAUGGUGCUCACCGGGGACCAGCGCCGCCAUGACCGCGCCCUCACCCUCAGAGUUCUCCAACGGCCAGCUGGAGCGGGCAGCCGAGCAGCGGCCCGGACCCUCCAUCGAGACGGAGAUGUAGAAGGAAAUGGAGGUGGUUAUUGUUGCCAUGGAAACCAACUGUAAGACUGUUGUUUUGUUUUUUUAAGUGGCGCUCCAAACCUCUUAACUGCAAGGCCCUUUUUAGCCAAUCACAAGCCUGAAGAAAGCCACUCGUGGAAAAGACACAAUAACAACAAUAGCCAAAGUGUGUGUGUGCAAAAAGACAUUUAUUAUUGUCCUCGUGGACAUUUUGUUGUCUUCCUGCUGUUGUUGGUGAGACACACACUGAAUCCAUUAUGUUGAUCAUCUGGUUGGUAUAGAAAGCAAUAGAGCAUGAAAGCACGUUCGUCUGUUUUGUCCUCAGGUUUGUCCUGCCUAGUAACUAAAUAACUGGCUCAAGUAAUCAGAUUACUGCUGUGGCGAGAGGAGGUCAGUCUUCCUAGAAGUGUGUGUGUGUGUUAUAGCGAGCAUGCAUGGGCUGCAGAUGAAAGGAGCGCUACAAAUGCACUACAUGACACACUACAUGAUAUACUACAUGACACACUACAUGAGACUAUACGACACGCUAUAUGACAUGUUGCAUGACCUACUGUAUGAUACACUAGGUGACACACUACACAACAUGGCACGUUCCAUAACAACAUGACAUAUGACAUGACACCACAUGACACACUACAUGAGACUAUACGACACGCUAUAUGACAUGUUGCAUGACCUACUGUAUGAUACACUAGGUGACACACUACACAACAUGGCACGUUCCAUAACAACAUGACAUAUGACAUGACACCACAUGACACACUACAUGAGACUAUACGACACGCUAUAUGACAUGUUGCAUGACCUACUGUAUGAUACACUAGGUGACACACUACACAACAUGGCACAUUCCAUAACAACAUGACAUAUGACAUGACACCACAUGACACACUACAUGAGACUAUACGACACGCUAUAUGACAUGUUGCAUGACCUACUGUAUGAUACACUAGGUGACACACUACACAACAUGGCACGUUCCAUAAAAAUGAAAGACUACAUGACGUUGCAUGAGACCACACAAUACUUUACAUGACAUGUUAUGUGAUAACUACAUGACAUGUUGCACAGCACAUGACUGCAUUAUAUAUUAUAUUAUCAUCACACCACAUGACGCACUACAUGAGACUAUACUGUAUGACACACUAUAUGACCUGCUGCAUGACAUGUUGACACAUGACAUGAAGUUACAUGAUAUACAGUACAUGACACACUACACAACACACCGCAUGGCACUUUCUAUAACAACGUGAUACACUACAUGACAUGUUACAUGAGAAACUACACAACGUUUUACGUGACAUGGUGAUACACUACAUGACCUGUUACAUGACACUACAUUAUACACUACAAGACAUGUUAUACUACAUGAUAUACUACAUGGCACCGCAUGACACACUACAUGGCACUACAUGACAUACUAUAUGGUACACUACAUGACAUGUUACAUUACACACUACAUGACACACAACACUAUAUGGCACACUGCAUAACAUGAUACACUACACAACACACUACAUGGCAACAACAUGAUACACUACAUGACAUGUUUCACGACAAUGCAUGAUACAGUACACGAUACUACAUGACAUUUACAGGACAUGUUACAUGACAUACUCUAUGAUACACUACAUGACAAACUACACAACACACUACAUGGCACGUUACAUAAUAUGUUAGACUACAUGACAUGUUAACACGACACACUGCAUGAGACAGUACUUGAUACUACAUGACAUUUUACAUGACACACUGCAUACCAUGUUACAUAAUACAUUACGACACUAUGUGACAUGUUACAUGACACACUCCAUGGCAUGUUACAUGACGCACUACAUGAUACACUACCUGACACACUACAACAUGUUACAUGAUACACUACUUGACAUUUUACAUGACACACUAGGUGGCAUGUUACAUGACGCACUACAUGAUACACUACCUGACACACUACAACACAUUACAUGAUACACUACUUGACAUUUUACAUGACACACUACAUGACGCACUACAUGAGACAGUACUUGAUACUACAUGACAUUUUACAUGACACACUGCAUAACAUGUUACAUAAUACAUUACGACACUACGUGACAUGUUACAUGAUACACUACGUGACAUUUUACAUGACACACUCCAUGGCAUGUUACAUGACGCACUACAUGAUACACUACCUAACACACUACAACAUGUUACAUGAUACACUACUUGACAUUUUACAUGACACACGAGGUGGCAUGUUACAUGACGCACUACAUGAUACACUACCUGACACACUACAACACAUCACAUGAUACAAUACUUGACAUUUUACAUUACACACUACAUGAUGCACUACAUGAGACAGUACUUGAUACUACAUGACAUUUUACAUGACACACUGUAUAACAUGUUACAUAAUACAUUACGACACUACGUGACAUUUUACAUGACACACUACAUGGCAUGUUACAUGACGCACUACAUGAUACACUACCUGACACACUACAACAUGUUACAUGAUACACUACUUGACAUUUUACAUGACACACUCCAUGGCAUGUUACAUGACGCACUACAUGAUACACUACCUGACACACUACAACAUGUUACAUGAUACACUACUUGACAUUUUACAUGACACACUAGGUGGCAUGUUACAUGACGCACUACAUGAUACACUACCUGACACACUACAACACAUUACAUGAUACACUACUUGACAUUUUACAUGACACACUACAUGACGCACUACAUGAUACACUACCUGACACACUAAAACACGUUACAUGAUACACUCACUACUUGACAUUUUACAUGACACACUGCACUACAUGUUACAUAAUACAUUACGACACUACGUGACAUGUCACAUGAUACACGACUUGACAUUUUACAUGACACACUACAUGCCAUGUUGCAUGAUGCACUACAUGAUACACUACCUGACACACUACAUGACACGUUACAUGAUACACCACAUGACAUGUUACAUGACACACUAUACAACACACUACAUGACAUUACAUAAUACUACAUGGCACGAUACAUGAUACACUACAUGUUACAUUACAUAAUACUACAUGACACGCUACAUGAUACAUUACAUAAUACUACAUGACGCUGACAGGGCAGCUGCAGCGCUUUGUAGUGUGGUUUGAUGGCAGUGUAGUGUGUAUGGGUUGGUGCUUGUAAUUGAUUUACAUGAGCAAAGUGGGCCUGAAAUAGCACCAGUGCUGACUUGCUCGUGCCUCUUUGGACUCGACCGAGCCGUGCGAGAACAAAAACACUAAAGUGUUCUUCUUUCGAAUCCCUUGGAGUCCUGGUCCUGGUUCAGGUUGUGAUUCUGCUUUGCUCUGCCUUCGUCUGGCAGACUGUAAGGAUCUUGGAUCUUGGUCACCUGAACAGGUGUGCUGUUUGCGUGUGAAGGUGACGAAUCACGGAGUCACCAGGUGUGUCGCAGCCUUGUCCUACUUUUCACCCCUCACAAUGGUCACCCUACAACAUCCGCAUCCUAGCAACCGUUGCUAAGCACAUCUUGCAACUGGAUGAUUACAGAAUCAUAUUCAGAUUGAAACAUCAACUUUACUCCUUCCUUCUCUCCUUGUCUCGCUUCCCUCUUCUUUCCUUACAUGCUUCCUUACACGCCUCCUCCCUCCCUUCCUUCCUUACUUCCUUCUCCACUUGGAUGUGUUUUUCCCUCCGUGUGGAGCACAUGAGCUUCAACGUGACUGCGUGUGUGUGUGCUGGGGAGGUUGGGGGGGGCAUGUUGGCCCUGGCUUCUGAUUGGUUAAAAGUAGGUCAAGCCGGUCCACUCAUGUGACCCAGCAUUCCUCUGUGGGCGUGUGUGUUUGUGUGUGUGUGUGUGUGUGUGUGUGUGUGUGUGUGUGUGUGUGUAUGUGUUGAUGAUGAUACCGUGAAAGUCACUAAAGUUACCGAUUACGAUCUUUAGGACUAUUUUCCGCAUUUCAAAGGUCAUCUUUCAAUGAGAAACAGGCCAAAUGUCAAGAAAGCGAAAUUCAAAAGUCUGAAAAGUUGGUCUUUUGAAGUAAUUUCCUCUGAAAGCACAAUAUAAUCCAUAAAUGAGGCGAAAACGUCUAUUUGACUGAGUGUUUUUUAAUAUGUUAGUGUCAUUUAUGAAAUUCUAAUUGAAUAAACAUUUUCAGUUUAAUUUACAUGACACUUGUUUCAUCAUA
Messenger RNA from Dunckerocampus dactyliophorus (ringed pipefish), 7512 nucleotides. It is a transcript of the gene stxbp4, whose product is annotated as syntaxin binding protein 4. Gene Ontology annotation, molecular function: syntaxin binding. The transcript is spliced from 23 exons. Gene Ontology annotation, biological process: regulation of insulin secretion involved in cellular response to glucose stimulus; insulin receptor signaling pathway. The record is from RefSeq and is a predicted model, not a curated record. Bases 1122 to 3338 code for a protein of 738 amino acids. NCBI's taxonomy places the organism in Eukaryota, Metazoa, Chordata, Actinopteri, Syngnathiformes, Syngnathidae. Gene Ontology annotation, cellular component: cytoplasmic vesicle.